Acanthisitta chloris (rifleman) is the source of this 5569-nucleotide messenger RNA. RefSeq names its product zinc finger homeobox 3 (gene ZFHX3). Gene Ontology annotation, cellular component: nucleus. Lineage: Eukaryota; Metazoa; Chordata; Aves; Passeriformes; Acanthisittidae. The transcript is spliced from 4 exons. Gene Ontology annotation, biological process: regulation of transcription by RNA polymerase II; brain development; regulation of neuron differentiation. The record is from RefSeq and is a predicted model, not a curated record. The annotation marks the transcript as partial. Gene Ontology annotation, molecular function: DNA-binding transcription factor activity, RNA polymerase II-specific; zinc ion binding; RNA polymerase II cis-regulatory region sequence-specific DNA binding.
GUGACAACCCCUGAGGUGAUGAUGCCCAGCAGCAUGUUCCUCCCGGCAGCCGCUCCGGAGAAGGAUGGGAACUCAGGCACAGAGGAGCUGGGGAAGCAGCCUGAGAUCUCUGAGGACGCGGGGAAGAGUCUUUUGCCAUCAGACAGUGCAGAGCACAGUGGGGACACCAAGCCCACCCCGGCCGAUCCAGGCGCUGCCCGGGAGGACUCUGGCUUCCUGUGCUGGAAGAAGGGCUGCAGCCAGGUGUUCAAGAGCUCGGCAGCCCUGCAGACUCACUUCAAUGACGUCCACGCCAAGCGGCCUCAGCUGCCGGUCUCUGAUCGCCACGUGUACAAGUACCGCUGCAACCAGUGCAGCCUGGCCUUCAAAACCAUUGAGAAGCUGCAGCUCCAUUCCCAGUACCACGUCAUCCGGGCGGCCACCAUGUGCUGCCUGUGCCAGCGCAGCUUCCGCACCUUCCAGGCCCUGAAGAAGCACCUGGAAACCAGCCACCUGGAGCUGAGCGAGGCCGACAUUCAGCAGCUGUAUGGUGGUCUCUUGGUCAACGGGGACCUCCUUGCCAUGGGCGAUCCUUCGCUUGCAGAGGACCACACAAUAAUAGUCGAGGAAGAUAAGGAGGAGGAGAGUGACCUGGAAGACAAGCAGAGCCCAACAGGCAGCGAUUCGGGGUCAGUGCAGGAGGACUCCGGCUCAGAACCAAAAAGGGCCUUACCCUUCAGGAAAGGCCCUAACUUCACUAUGGAGAAAUUCCUAGAUCCAUCUCGUCCAUACAAGUGCACAGUCUGCAAGGAGUCCUUCACACAGAAGAACAUUCUCCUGGUCCAUUACAAUUCCGUUUCUCAUCUGCAUAAACUGAAACGAGCCCUCCAAGAGUCUGCUACUGGGCAGCCUGAGCCCACCAGCAGCCCAGACAACAAACCUUUCAAGUGUAACACCUGCAAUGUGGCCUACAGCCAGAGCUCAACACUGGAGAUCCACAUGAGGUCUGUCCUGCACCAGACCAAGGCUCGCGCAGCCAAGCUGGAGGCAGCAGGCGGCAGCAGUAACGGGGCUGGCAACAGCAGCAGCAGCAGCCUCUCCUUGGGCUCAUCCACGCCGAGCCCUGUAAGUGCCAGCAACAGCAACGCUUUUGUAACCACCAACACAAGCACUUCGGGCACCACUCCCAUUCCCAGCCUGCUCAACCAGGUGUCCAAUGACAGCGUGGGAAUUCCGCCCUUGGGCAACCCUGUAAGCACUAACAUCUCCUCCCCCUCAGAGCCCAAAGAGGUGAACCGCAAGAAGUUGGCAGACAUGAUUGCAUCCAGGCAGCAGCAGCAACAGCAGCAGCAGCAGCAGCAGCAGCAGCAGCAAGCUCAGACCCUGGCACCGGCCCAGGCCCAGGUCCAGGCCCACCUGCAGCAGGAGCUGCAGCAGCAAGCUGCUCUCCUGCAGUCCCAGCUCUUCAACCCAGCACUUUUGCCGCACUUUCCAAUGACCACUGAGACCCUUCUGCAGCUGCAGCAGCAGCAGCAUCUUCUGUUCCCAUUCUACAUCCCCAGUGCCGAGUUCCAGCUCAAUCCAGAAGUCAGCUUGCCUGUCACCAGUGGCGCGCUGACAUUGACUGGGACGGGUCCAAGUUUGCUGGAGGACCUGAAGGCACAAGUUCAGCUCCCUCAGCAGAGCCAUCCACAGCUCUUGCAGCAGCAGCAAGGUCAGCUGUCCUUGUCACAACCCCACUCCGUCCUGUUGCAGCAGAGCCAGCACCCGGAGAAGAAGAAUAAAUCCAUAGUGAAGGAGAAAGAUAAAGAAACCACACGAGAAAGGGAUAGCGCUGAGAGGGGAGACAAUAAUGUAACAUCGAAGGAGUCUCUGCCUGAUAACCUAAAGCCCAAAGAGAAGAAGGACUUUGUGCCAGGCAGCGGUUCGGAGCCCUCCAUACUGCCUCCACGGAUCGCCUCUGACGCGAGGGGCAACGCCACCAAAGCCUUGCUGGAAAACUUUGGCUUCGAGCUCGUCAUUCAGUACAAUGAGAACAAGCAGAAGGUGCAGAAAAAGAACGGGAAGACAGAGCAAGGUGAGAACUUGGAAAAGCUGGAGUGUGAUACAUGCGGCAAGCUCUUCUCAAACAUCCUCAUCCUGAAGAGCCACCAAGAGCACGUUCACCAACAUUACUUUCCCUUUAAGCAGUUAGAGAGAUUCGCCAAACAGUACAGAGAACACUACGACAAACUGUACCCACUGCGGCCUCAGACCCCCGAGCCACCACCACCGCCUCCGCCACCCCCUCCUCCGCUCCCUCCGGCUCCUCCUCAGCCGGCCGCUGCUCCAGCCAUCCCCACUUCUGUCCCACCAAUUACCUCUCCCACGAUUGCACCAGCCCAGCCGUCUGUGCCACUCACCCAGCUCUCCAUGCCCAUGGAGCUCCCCAUCUUCUCACCACUCAUGAUGCAAACCAUGCCCCUGCAGACGUUACCGGCGCAGCUGCCACCCCAGCUGGGCCCUGUGGACCCCCUUCCUGCCGACUUGGCCCAGCUGUACCAGCAUCAGCUUAACCCCAGCCUUCUCCAGCAGCAGCAGAACAAGAGGCCACGCACGCGGAUCACCGACGACCAGCUCAGAGUCCUUCGGCAGUAUUUUGACAUUAAUAAUUCCCCAAGUGAGGAACAGAUCAAAGAGAUGGCAGACAAGUCUGGAUUGCCCCAGAAAGUGAUCAAGCACUGGUUCAGAAACACCCUGUUCAAGGAGCGCCAGCGCAACAAGGACUCCCCGUAUAACUUCAGCAACCCUCCCAUUACCAGCCUGGAAGAGCUGAAGAUAGACUCACGACCUCCUUCUCCAGAGCCUCAAAAGCAGGAGUACUGGGGAAGCAAACGGUCCUCUCGGACACGCUUUACUGACUACCAACUCAGAGUCCUGCAGGACUUCUUUGAUGCCAAUGCUCCAACACGUGUUAUAGUGGUGUGGUUCCAGAAUGCCCGUCAGAAAGCUAGGAAAAACUAUGAGAAUCAGGGAGAAGGCAAAGACGGGGAGCGACGGGAGCUCACAAACGACAGGUACAUCAGAACAAGCAACUUGAACUACCAGUGCAAAAAGUGCAGUCUGGUCUUUCAGCGCAUUUUUGAUCUCAUUAAACACCAGAAAAAGCUUUGUUACAAAGAUGAGGAUGAGGAUGGACAGGAUGAUAGCCAGAACGAAGACUCUAUGGAUGCAAUGGAGCUCUUGACUCCAACUAGUUCCUCCUGCAGCACACCAAUGCCCUCACAAGCUUACAGCACACCUACAUCUUCAGCCAACGUGACCUCCUCAGCUUUUCUGCAGCUCACGGCAGAGGCAGACGAUUCCUCCACAUUUAGUUCUAAAGUAGAAGCUACAGAUGAGAAACCAAAGCAGUCUGAACCUCCAAGUACACAGCAAAACCAAACCCAAGAGAAGCAAGUGCAACCAAAGCAAGAGUGUCAGCAGCAACAGGACCAAGGAGAACAAAAGACAAGUUCAGCACACCAAAAGAUUUCACAGUUACCCUCCCCCUCUUCACUGCAACAGCCACCUCCUCCUCCUCAGCCCCCUCAGUGCUCCUUGUCACAGUCAAGCCCAAGUCCAUCUCAGCUCUCACACCUCUCCCUCAAACCCAUUCAUACCUCCACCCCUCAGCAGCUGGCAAACCUACCUCCUCAGCUAAUCCCAUACCAGUGUGACCAGUGUAAACUGGCAUUUCCUUCCUUUGAGCAUUGGCAGGAGCACCAGCAGCUCCACUUCCUGAGUGCACAGAACCAGUUUAUCCACCCCCCAUUCCUGGACAGAACGCUGGAUAUGCCGUUCAUGCUUUUUGAUCCCAGUAAUCCACUACUGGCGAGCCAACUGCUAUCUGGAACGUUACCACAGAUUCCAGCAAGCUCGGCCACCUCACCGUCAACUCCAACAUCCACCAUGAACACACUGAAAAGAAAGCUGGAGGAAAAGGCCAGUGCAAGCCCUGGAGAGAAUGACAGUGGGACUGGGGGAGAAGAACCCCAAAGGGAUAAACGUCUAAGGACAACCAUUACCCCUGAGCAGCUGGAAAUUCUUUACCAGAAAUAUUUGCUCGACUCUAACCCCACGCGGAAGAUGCUGGAUCACAUUGCACAUGAAGUGGGCUUGAAGAAGCGCGUGGUGCAGGUUUGGUUCCAGAACACCCGUGCACGGGAGAGGAAGGGACAGUUCAGGGCUGUGGGGCCAGCCCAGGCCCACAGACGGUGUCCCUUCUGCCGGGCUCUCUUCAAAGCAAAGACAGCUCUGGAAGCUCAUAUCCGAUCCCGUCACUGGCAUGAGGCCAAACGAGCUGGGUACAACCUGACGCUGUCUGCUAUGCUUCUAGACUGCGAUGGGGGACUCCAGAUGAAGGGAGACAUCUUUGAUGGAGCCAGCUUUUCCCAUAUGCCACCAACCAGCAGCGACGGACAGAGCGUUCCUCUCUCCCCAGUGAACAAGAGCAUGGAACUGUCACCUCGAACUCUGCUGAGUCCAUCCUCCAUUAAGGUGGAAGGGAUUGAAGACUUCGAGAGUCCCUCCAUGUCCUCGGUCAAUCUGAGCUUUGACCAGACAAAGCUGGACAAUGACGACUGCUCUUCCGUCAACACUGCAAUCACAGACACUACCACAGGAGACGAAGGGAACGCAGACAAUGACAGCGCAACAGGAAUUGCAACCGAAACCAAAUCCACAUCGGGACCCAGUGAAGGUCUGACAAAAGCUGCCAUGAUAGCAAUGUCUGAAUAUGAAGAUCGGCUGUCUUCUGGCCUGGUCAGCCCAGCUCCCAGCUUUUACAGCAAAGAGUACGACAACGAAGGUACCGUGGACUACAGUGAAACCUCCAGCCUUGCAGACCCCUGCUCGCCCAGCCCCGGUGCAAGUGGUUCAGCCAGCAAGUCUGGCGAGAGCGGGGACCGGCCUGGACAGAAACGCUUUCGCACUCAGAUGACUAAUCUCCAGCUCAAGGUUCUUAAGUCAUGCUUUAAUGACUACAGGACACCGACCAUGCUGGAGUGUGAGGUCCUGGGCAAUGACAUUGGACUGCCAAAGAGAGUUGUUCAGGUCUGGUUCCAGAAUGCGAGGGCAAAGGAGAAGAAGUCCAAACUCAGCAUGGCCAAGCAUUUUGGUAUAAACCAAACAAGUUACGAGGGACCCAAAACAGAGUGCACUUUGUGUGGCAUCAAGUACAGCGCUCGGCUGUCUGUACGUGACCAUAUCUUCUCUCAACAGCAUAUCUCCAAAGUUAAAGAAACCAUUGGAAGCCAGCUGGAUAAGGAAAAGGAGUAUUUCGACCCAGCUACUGUACGUCAGUUGAUGGCUCAGCAGGAGCUGGACCGGAUCAAAAAAGCCAAUGAGGUUCUUGGUCUGGCAGCUCAACAGCAGGGCAUGUUUGACAACACCCCCUUGCAAGCUCUGAACCUUCCUGCUGCGUACCCAGCACUACAGGGCAUCCCUCCAGUCUUGCUCCCAGGCCUCAACAGCCCGUCCUUACCCGGCUUCACUCCAUCCAACACAGCUUUAACUUCUCCCAAACCCAACCUGAUGGGCCUGCCCAGCACAAGCGUCCCUUCGCCCGGUC